Molecule: messenger RNA, 4314 nt
Organism: Plasmodium coatneyi
Lineage: Eukaryota; Apicomplexa; Aconoidasida; Haemosporida; Plasmodiidae
Exons: 3
Coding region: 1-4314 (1437 amino acids)
Source: RefSeq, a predicted model, not a curated record
AUGAUGAAAACUAAUCAUUCAAACGUAAGAACCAGCUUUGUGUACAGUGAGAAAGUGAACGAACUGGUAGAGAAAGUUAUUUUUUUGGCCAAGAGCUUAUCACACUACAGGAAGAAAUAUGUGACGUUUUUGAAGGCGAGGAAGUACGAAGGGGGGCUAGAAAGUGGAAGCUACACCGGGCGGGGAGACAUACGAAAAAGCAGCUUAAGUAGAAGCGGAAACAGCGAGACAGGUGGGGACAUAAAAGGAAGACGGGAAAAAAAAGACUACGCAGUGAGGCGAACAAAAUGCAACGAAGGAAGCCAAGCAGGAUGCAGCUUUUUCCACGUCUUCACCAAUUAUGAAGAGUUCGUGAACGACCUACUGCACUUGUGCAGCCACGAAACGGACAUAUACAUUGAAUUGCUGUACACAUUAAUAAUUAACAGUGAGCUCUUUAAUCACUUCCUCUACAUAUGCACAUUCACCUGUGGAGACAAGGAUGACCCAUUUUUGCUGCUAAUUUACAAUCACUUUUUAAUCCUCGUUGAGUAUUACUUCUACUUUAACAACUGUCACUAUUUCAACGAGCUGUAUCGUAAUCUGAAGGAAAUUUAUGAUAACAAGGAUGUGUGUGAAGCGGGCCUGCGGGUACCUCCAAGGGGGGGUACCUUUCUUCGGGAAAAUGAAAAAAACUGCCUGACCAGUCAGGCAAAAUAUGAACAAAAAGAUUCGACCACUCGGAAGGAAGGAGAAAACAACUUUUUGUUCACCUACCCGAACGAAAGCAGCGAUUUUGCAAAUUAUGAACACAGCGAUGGAAGAAAGGAAAAAUGUCAAAUGAAAAACAGGAGCAGGAAGACAAAUCACUGUACCUUUGAAGUGAACGAAAGUGGUAACACCCUUAAAGACACAGGGGAGCACCUUAUUAGUCAGCACAACGCGUCCACUUUUACUAAGGGGGUAAAGGAGAGAGCAGCUAACGAUACACGUGGGGAAAACAAAUCCGAUGGUAACAAAAUUAAGAUGGAGAAAAUCACCCAUUCAAGGGCAAUUUUAAGUAAAUUCUUUUCCCACGCUUCGGGCGAUGCGGAAGGAGACAACCAAGGUGACUUCCAUUGCAACUACAAUUGUGAUUUCGACUAUGGGGGGAAGAAAAAGAAACAUUCAUUCCAUGAAGAAAUGGCACAUCCAUCGAAUGCAAACUUCAAUGUCAACAAUUUUUAUAAGUUAAAAAACAUGUUUUUAAUGUUUAACAAGUUAAAUUAUGAGCAUCUAUACAUCCUGCUCUAUUUUUCCCUGUCCAUUUUGCCGACACUUUUUCACGUGUACCUCACGAGGGUGUUAACAACGCGCAGGGACGAAUCCUGCAUCAGCCCCUACCUCAUGUACGUAGCGAAAAGGAUAAAGGAGCGCUACAUUCGUUUCUUUAAAUUUGACUGUAACGGCACAGCGGGGGAGAGUAAAUACCGUGAGGUUUCCUCUAGAGGAGACACCCACAACGGAGUGGACAGCACUGGCUCGAUUAACAAUAGGAAUUUUUUUAAGGCGGAUGUCCAAAAGGGCGUUCAUGCGAGGGGGAAUCAGCUGAAGGGUGCCCACACCGUUUGGGACGAACCGAAUGACAAGCUGUGGGAUCACAUUAACCGCCUGGACGUGCAGGCAAAACUGGACACGCUAAGCAGCGGAGGGGACACCAGCAGGGACUACUCCACCGUAUUUAGAAGAAACAUAAGCUUGUUGCACGCGUUCGAAAUUAGGGGCGACUUUGAGAGUUUGAAUUAUGAGAUCCUCGAUGAGCAUGAGAGGAGUGACAACCGGAAGAAGCCCAAUAGCGAGAACAAAUCGGAUGGAAACACACACAAGCAUUCGCGGAAGCGCGCCACCAGGGAAGCCACUUCGAAAGAAGGGGGACCCAAGGAAGGACGGGAUAAUACAACACACACAGGACCGCAGCAACAUCUGGACGACAUAGAAGAAACAGGUUCCAUCCAGAGCGUCCCUGUAAUGCCAAGGCAACGCACCCCCACGUACGAUGCGGAGAAAGAACUACAGGAGGUUUUAAAAAGGAAUCUACAAUGGAAUCGAAUCCACUCUUUUUACAAGAACGAACUAAAUACCCCUGGCGGAUUGGAAAACGCACGCGGAUUGCAGGACUUUAUAAAAAGCAUAAGUAUUAUCUGCAGCGAACAGUUUUUCUCCUUUUAUAUGAACAGGAUAGACAUGAAAAAGUCAACCCAGGGAGAUUACCACCUUUUACAAGUGGACAACUGCAGCAGCGCAUCGAUGAAGCAGAGGACAGAAGAGGAGGCACAUUGGGCUGAACGGCAGACGAGUCAUCCAGGCAACCACCUGCACAUGCCAAGUCUACACAAGGAUACCACGCUAAUACAUAACGAUUAUAUAAAAAAAAAAAUUAAAAGAAACAGAUUAUACACGUAUAAAAUUUUUAACAACCAAAUUGAGACUCUCUUAAAUUCGAAGGAGCUAGCUGAAUAUAUUAAAAAGCAAAAGGAAAAUAAAAAAAAAAAAAAAAAAUAUCAGGAAGAAAAAAAAAAGGAAAACUUCAUUUACAUGCAAUCACAGGGUGGAUGUCCACUACUAAAUAAGAAGAAUAAAAAAAAAAUUUCCGACAUACCUUUUACCUUUGCGCAAAAUAAAAAUGAGAACUUCAUUGAAUCGGAUUGCAAUUCCUACGAAAAUAGUGACUCCAGUGAUAACCUCUCUAUGUACAACUAUACGAAGGAAUUCUACGCAGACAAUGGGUUUAACAUAAAUGAGUUUGUUUUUUUUGUACUAAAUUCUUUUUACCUAUUCAUGCAUAUUCACAACGUUUAUUUUUCUUGCACCUACUUGAAUGUGCUUCUUUCUUACUCCAUCAAGUUGGUAUUUAAGUAUAGUGAUCGGUGCGUUGGUUCUCGAUUGUCGCGUCUUCUCCGUGGUCACCUACCAGACGUGCAAGCCAAUCCAAUCGAUACACAUGAGGAUGAUAUUACGCCUUUCACGCCACACAACCGGAUGAAGAUUUUAAGAAAGGGAUCCAGUGUGCGCGUGAUGAGGUCACACAGUCAGGAAAGAGACUCAAGUAAAACAUUUUACAACCUCCAGGAAGGAAGCGAAUUCGAAAGGAUAAAACAACUCACCGAAAUUAUCACAAGGAAGAAAAAAUUUUUUAAUAAAAAAAAAAAAAAAGAAAAAAACCUCCAUUGUAGCUUCUCCCCCACGUCCAACAAAUGUGGAAAUAAAACUACCCUCCUUAUGAACACAUUUGACAUUAUUUUAAAUUCUUUCCUAGACCUGUGCAUUUCCCUGUGUAGUGUGGACUUCAACUUUGUGAGUGACAAGAGGAAGCGACUGAACCGAACUUAUUUUUGCAAUUGUAUUUGUAGGUACCACUACAUGUUAAAUAGGCAAUACAAUGAAUCCGCUUUGCAGAAAUUUAAUCGAACCAAUUAUAACAACUCGGUGGAAGCGUACCUUUUCUACUUUGACGAGUUGAAAAAACAUGCGUUGUUUUCAAAACAGAUUCUUGAGGGGGGCGACUCCCUCAGUGGACACAAUCGUAGCGGCAGCAAUCACAGUGAUGGAAGUGCCUAUAGUCUGUAUUUCUCAAAGGAGAAGCGAAGAAGGGCUACCCCCCGUUUGGGGGUCAACAGAAGGGAAAGAACGCGAAACGAGAAAGAACAUAAAAACGGUGGGUUAACCCAAGGGGUGAAAAAAAAUGACGACAAGGGGAAAAAACUCCUUAAAAAGAAGACAAAAAAAAAAAUGGACGACUCCAUCUUUUCCUACAUGAUGAUGGGGCAGGGAGGUACCAACACGAAAUGUUACAUGUCUUCCUCGAACGAAACGGAGGAAGAUCAAAACGGGGAAGAUCACAAUGGGGAAGGUCACCACGGGGAUGAUGUUCCAAUCGACUCACUCAAAACAAGCAGCGAUGGAAGUUUUCUCUUUUUAAAAAAAAUGAAAAAAAAAAUAAAAAAAAGAAUUUACCUGGACGAAAAUAAUAUCAUAAAAAUGUUAACCAGUGUAGGCUGCAUUUUCAUGAACAACAUAAAAUACAGUGUAGGAAUUACGAUAAGUAAUUUAAGGAGAGUACGCAAAAAUGGUCCUUCAAGUGAAAACGACCACUUGCAUAACCAUCUCAAUGGUGUGUUUUGUUGCCAAAAAAAAAAUGCCCACUUGGCGAAUAUAUAUAAUCAGUACUUCGUGUCUUUUUUGUUCUUCUUCAAAAUACACUACCUUUUUUUUUUAAUAAAAUAUAAGUGCGAAAAUGAGAUAUUUUUGAAGGCCUACUGGUUCCUCUAUGCUGUUUAUUCCAUCACGCAGGGGUGA